This is a messenger RNA of Cladocopium goreaui, 471 nucleotides long. Lineage: Eukaryota; Dinophyceae; Suessiales; Symbiodiniaceae. The record is from the annotation of a GenBank genome assembly.
AUGGCGGAACUUGACGACAUCAAGUUGUCUUUGGCUAGCUUCUACCAGCUUUCCCUGAAAGCCCGAGAUGCCGGUGUAGUAGAAGAUGAGUUUGAAGUCGUGAAAGAGACGGGAAUUCAACUGGUGCAGCAUCUCGGUGUGUGGGCCUCAACGAAGCCGUUGGCUGACUUGAGCACAGCGGUGAUUGCAGCCAAGGUGAUCGCCGAGUUGGGCCCGAAAGCGGAUGUCAAGCCCAUUUGCCAUGCCUCACUUGGUGCAGCUGUGGAGAUGAAAAACAUUGGGUAUUUGAGCACCCUGGAACCGAAAGUUCUCGAGCGAAUUGGUUUCAUGGCCAGGUUGGCCAAUCAGCACAUUCGCUGCUGGUUGUGGUCGGACGAAGUGAUAGGGGUGGACACCUUGUACAAUUUAUGCUACCAGGCAAGCAUGGUACUUGAAGAUGUCAUUUAUGUUUCCGGCGCUGAUCCAAUGUGA